This is a messenger RNA of Ceratitis capitata (Mediterranean fruit fly), 849 nucleotides long. Its product is annotated as E3 SUMO-protein ligase NSE2-like. The transcript has 4 exons. Gene Ontology annotation, biological process: double-strand break repair via homologous recombination; protein sumoylation. Gene Ontology annotation, cellular component: Smc5-Smc6 complex; nucleus. The coding region runs from base 133 to 771 and encodes 212 amino acids. The record is from RefSeq and is a predicted model, not a curated record. NCBI's taxonomy places the organism in Eukaryota, Metazoa, Arthropoda, Insecta, Diptera, Tephritidae. Gene Ontology annotation, molecular function: zinc ion binding; SUMO ligase activity.
UCGUGUAAAUUGUCAUGUCUGACAGUACCUUUAAAAAAAAGCAUGUAAUCAUGUAUUCUCGCUAGUGAAAAUAUAUUCCGCAGUGAAGACAAGUUGGUGUUGGACUAUAACAAAUAUAAGUAAAAGGACAAAAUGAGCGACUUUCUACGCACUGAACUUGAAAAAGCUCAACAAUGCCUCUUGGAGACGUAUGAAUUAGCUGCUUCCUAUGGAGAUAAUGAGGAAAAGGAUACCAGUAAAUAUUUGCUUUUGAUGGAGCAGAUAUGCCAGAUUAGAGACAAUUGCAUUCGUAAUGAUCGCGCAUUAGAAAUGGCUAUUGCAGAACAUACCAUAGACAGUUUUCAGAUUACGUUUCAGCGAGAAAUAAAGGGACCUGGAAAAAAAUUUCAAGCAAAAAGAACUCGAGAAUAUAAAGCUUUCGCUGAUCGCUUAGACGAAAUAUCCAACAGUGUUAACACGAGUAAAGAGGCGCCAUCAACAUCUAAAGAUGGUGCAUCAAACGAAAUGGAAAUGCAGGUGCAAGUUAACUUAAAUGAUCCACUCACAAAGAGACGUAUGGUGGAUCCUGUAAAGAAUACAAUCUGUGGACAUACCUAUGAAAAAAGCAGUAUACAGGAUGCAAUUCAAAUUAAUCCAAUGCUACGUUGCCCAGUUGCUGGUUGUGGAAAUAAUCAGUAUAUUACUACGGCUCACUUGAAACCAGACAAAGCUUUAAAGCUUCAUCUUCAACGUUUAAUAGAUGCUGAUGAAAACGGUGACAACGAUGACUGACUUGGUUGUAAAAUGGUACAUAUUACACUAUAAAUAAAAAAAUUCCGUUUAUUAAACUUUUUUAUUUUUCCACGAAAA